AUGUGUGAGACACUUUGUCAUAGUUCUAUGUUUUCCUCAUUUAUUUCUUUGUCACAGGAUAUGCUAGAGAACAAAAUCUUGGGAUUGACAGAGACUCUGGACAAGAAAAAGGUAGAGAUAGAUUCCCUAAGAAAGCGAGUUGCCGUGGUAACCAAGGAAAAACAUCAUUUUGAACUGCAGGCAUUAGAUCUUCAGAGUGAACUAGAAAAAAAGGCCAAGGUACUCCGGGACACACUGUCCAAACUGAGUGAAGCGGAGAGCGCCCUCACAGAGAUGGAGACGACAGCAUCCCAGCAGCUUCAAAUGCUAGCAAGCCAAUCAGAGACAGCAUUAGAUGCCGCUCAUGUUAAAUUCAAGCAGCUCCAAUCUAGAGUCCGCGAGCUGGAAGCCUUCAUUGAGGACUUAGCAACUGAAUUCUCAUCACAAGCUCAGAAUGCCCUAGACCAGGCCUUAGCGAAGAGUUCCAGGACCCCAACCCCUGGACCAGAGCCUGAGAGGGACCAGUCCAUGAUAAGAGCCCGGUCCAUCGCGUCGUCCAUCCUGAACAUGAGCACCAAAGAUCUUGAACAGUUCAUGGAAGAAGAGAAGGAACGGGAGGAGAUUCAAGCGAUAAAGCAGCCUUCUCAUGACCAGGACACUGAGUGGCAUCAACAGAUAAAGUCACUUCUCAAUUCAAAGAAAUUUCAAAGGAAGAAGUUGAAAGGUAUGCUGAUGGAGAAGUUACACUCGCGAGAUGAAGCACUUGCUUUGGCCAGAGGAUCAAGGUGACAAAAGAGAUCCGUAAAAUAUCCAUUUGAAUCUUUGUAAUGUAGAGAAAAAUGAAGGUUUAUUCCUUUAACCCUAAAUCUCCCGGGGUAUUUUGAUU
Lytechinus pictus (painted urchin) is the source of this 865-nucleotide messenger RNA. Its product is annotated as centlein-like. The transcript has 5 exons. The record is from RefSeq and is a predicted model, not a curated record. Gene Ontology annotation, cellular component: centriole; centrosome. Lineage: Eukaryota; Metazoa; Echinodermata; Echinoidea; Temnopleuroida; Toxopneustidae. Gene Ontology annotation, biological process: protein localization to organelle; centriole-centriole cohesion. Bases 1 to 768 code for a protein of 255 amino acids.